Molecule: messenger RNA, 3053 nt
Organism: Tachyglossus aculeatus (Australian echidna)
Lineage: Eukaryota; Metazoa; Chordata; Mammalia; Monotremata; Tachyglossidae
Gene: EVC
Product: EvC ciliary complex subunit 1
Exons: 21
Coding region: 1-2847 (948 amino acids)
Biological process (GO): smoothened signaling pathway
Source: RefSeq, a predicted model, not a curated record
AUGGACAGCCUGAAAGCCAAGGGACAGUUUUUCCUCGAUACAGAGAAUGAUGAUUCGCUGAGACUUCUCAAAGAUCUGGACUCCGAUGAACAUCCUGGGGAAACUCCCUCAGCACCCCGGAAGGGGAGAAGGGAAAUUAAGAUCCCAGAAGACGACAUAUUCCGUGAGGCGAACGAGUCACCUUUCAACAGUAGCCUCACAACCUUUGCCCUGAAGGCGAAAGUCGUCUAUCCCAUCAAUCAGAAGUUCAGGCCUCUGGCGGACGGCUCGUCCAACCCAUCCCUGCACGAGAAGAAGCCCAGAGAGGCGGCCGUGCCCAACCAGCUGCCGGACCUGGGCUCUCCGCCCAGCAGCCUGGGCUCCCUGAGCCGCGGGCCCCGAGACCACUGCGGCUCCUCCUCCUCCUCCUCCUCCUCCCUCCGCUCCCUGGCCAGCGACGACCGCUUCCACCACAGGAUGGUCCGCACCGUCUCCACCUUCCCCGACGUGCUGCUCGCGGACAGUUUCGACAUAAGCUUAUGCCUUUAUAGUCUUCAUUUGAAAGGCUUACUGCUUUUGGACACAGAACUGAGACAAGAAAAGCAUAUGAUGUUCGUCCAUGUCUUCAAAAAACAUCUUUAUGACAUUUUCCCUAAAAAGAAGACCAGUGAAGAGUUUUAUGAAAACAUUCUCUCAAAGCAACAAAUGGAUUUGAAAGAGUUAGAAAAGCAACUUCAUUCUAGAUUGUGCAACACAGAGAUGUCAGCUGUCGGUAAUUCGGAAUACAACACACUGGAAGAUAUUGAAAGAAAAGAGAGGGAGUAUGCCGAACAUAUCAUUGAUAAUAUGGAAGCUUUCUGGAAACAGACAGACAAAGCCCUGCAGUUUCUGCUGGACCAGCCAAAGCGUUCCAGUGGCAAAACGGGAGCAAUUCGGAUGCAUUUGACCGAAGGGAUGAUUGCCGCCGAAGGAUUGUUAAGCGAAUCUCAGGCCGUGCAGGCAGUGAACAUCCAAGCCCGAACAGUGAAUUGGGAGCACGUGGCGAGGACGAUCGAGUCCUUGAAGUCACAGCUACAGGACGAGACGAAGUGCAGACUGAGCGUGAUCUCUCAAACGUUGGAGGCACUGGCCGUAGAAGGGAAGCUCUCCGGAAGGCUCAAGGAAGAGCUCCUAACGCGACUGCACAAAGCCUUUUGGGAAGAAGUCUCCCAUUUCAAGAGUGAGUUCGAUCUGCGAGGGAAGGACGUAGUCGGGAAACAUCUGGCCGACCGCACCGCAGCCAUGGAAGAGCUGACGGCGGCCCAGGAAGAAGAACGAGAGACUGUCCUCGGCGAGGCUGCGGGCGACUCGCACAAGUGGCUCAAGGCUUUCCAUGAAUUACUGGAGAAGCAGAGACUGAGUCGGUUUGAUCUGGAAGAAGAAGAGGACCGUAAAGCCACGGAUGCCGUUGCCGAGUUGUGCCAGGAACUGCAUGGUAACGCCUUACGCAUCUUUAAGAAUUUGGAAGAGGAGAUGUUCCUUCAAACCCUCCCAGGGGGAACUGCUAUUUCCCCGGGAGAAUGUGAAUACCUGAAACAAGAGAUGGAGCAGAAUUCCAGCCUUCAGCUGGAGAAAUUAGACCGUUUCCGAAAAAAACGGUGGAGUCUUUUUCAAGAAGCCCUUGAACAAGAAAAGCAGUUAUGGGCGAAGGAAUCCGCGGUAUCCGCCGUGAUGCAGCAGCACAUCGCGGAGAAACGUGAGACUAUCAUCCGUGGAGUGUUAGACCGAUUAGAUGGCCUCAGUGAAGACUGCAGGCAGUUCCUGUUGCGGAAACACAGACUGCUGCUCUGCUCAGUGGUGAGGAGGCUGAGUCUUCGCCACGGGGCUCUGGCCACCCUCACGCAGAUGCAGAUGUGCCGCAAGAAGAGGCUGCUGUGGGAGCUGAGGGAGAAUCACACCCUCCAGGAGACAUCCUCCCCCUGCCAGGACGAGCACCAGUGGCAGCUCCUCAGAGCAAUGGAGUCUCGGAUCCUGGAGGAAGACCGCAACCUGGAGGAGGAGACCCAGGACACGCGGCUGGAAUUGCAUCGGCAGUUGAUCAUGGAGCUGCAAGAAUCUUUUCUGCUCUUACAGCGUCACAUGGAGCCAGAGAUUGGGCGAGCCCUGCUCCAGAGCGCCCGGGGACACGGGGGCGAGGCGAGAGGCCAGGACAGGGAAGAUUUGAAGGCGCUCUUGGUCGAAGAAGCCGUAGAAAGCGUGUAUGUCACCAGUGCGGGGGUCGGCCGGCUGGUGCACGAUUAUUACCUACAAAUUGGGAAAAUCAUGCAGCUCCACGAAGAAAAAAAGCUCCAGAAACUGAAGGCGUUACAAGUUGAAAGAACUGAGAAUUAUAAACUCAGGAAAAAAAAGAGACUGAGAGACGAGUCGCCCAGACAGAAAGCAACCGGAGACUCUUCCGACGUUUCCCAGGCAGUCCAUGAAAGACUUUUGUUUCAGCAGAAAAAAGUUCUCGCCCCAUUCGGUGUCCAUCAGCAGGUGCGUCUGGAUUCCUUGAAGCAGACGACGGCGGCGAUGGGUCGCCUGGGAGCCGAGCUGGAGAGCCAUCUGAAGGAGGCGGAACAGGUCUUCAUCGCCGAACUGGCCGCCCUGGCUCGCGUUCCCAUCCCACCCGGUCGGAGGCUGGAGUCAGGUUCUGCAGAGAAAGCCGUAAGAAGCCGGAGGAGGAAGGCCCGCCCCGAACACCAAGAGGAAACAACCGCCGAUGCCCAUGACCUCCCCCUUGGAGGACACGCCACGGGAUCACUCGGGCAACCUCAGAGCCAGCCAGAAAGCCAAGUCGGUGACACGGAGAAGCCCCCGAAGUUACUGAAAAGAAGGAGCAACGUGUAGGCCGGUCGUGGCCUCCCAAAGCUCUGUGGCCUCUGGGAAACGGACGUGGCGUCUAGAGUUGACUGUGGAGCAGAUAACAGCCGGCGCGCUGGGCCUACCGUCUGGGAACAGAGGGAUCACGAUGCCGUAAUCCCGGGAUCCAUUCAUUCAUUCAUUCAUUCAUUCAAUCAUUCAAUCGUAUUUAUUGAGCGCUUACUGUGUGCAGA